GACUAUCACCCUGAUCGACCAGACAUUCAGAAAUCCAUGACAACCUUUAAAAAUCUUUCUGCGCAGUGUCAAGAGGUACGGAAGAGGAAGGAGCUGGAGCUGCAGAUCCUGGCUGAGGCAAUUCGCUGCUGGGAGGGAGAAGGCAUCAAGACACUGGGCACUGUCCUCUACAUGUCACAAGUCAUGAUACAGUGUGCAGGGAGUGAGGAAAAGAAUGAGAGGUACCUGCUCCUGUUCCCCCAUGUAUUGCUGAUGUUGUCAGCCAGUCCCAGGAUGAGUGGCUUCAUUUACCAGGGUAAACUGCCAUUAACAGGAAUGACAAUCUUGAAACUAGAAGACAGUGAAACCAACAAGAAUGCUUUUGAAAUUUCAGGAAAUAUGAUAGAACGGAUAGUAGUGACCUGCAACAAUCAGGAGGAUCUGCAUGACUGGGUAGAUCAUCUCCACAGACAGGCUAAAUUCGCUAGUAUAGGAACCCCUACUAUAAAGCCACUGUCUGUACCGUGUCACACACUCCCUUCACAUCCGGUAACACCAUCCAGCAGGCAUUCAGAGAACAGGCCAGCGACGGGGACUCCUGCCUACCACACCCUCCCCCACCCCUCCUCUCACGGGACCCCUCACAGCACAAUGAUGUGGGGCCCCCUAGAGCCCCCCAAGACACAGAAACCGUGGAGCCUGAGCUGCUUGCGACCUGCACCCCCUUUGCGACCGUCCGCGGCCCUCUGCUAUAAGGAGGAUCUUAGUAAAAGUCCUAAAACUAUGAAGAAACUGCUUCCUAAACGCAAACCUGAACGUAAACCAUCCGAUGAAGAGUUCGCAGUGAGAAAGAGUACAGCUGCCCUAGAAGAAGAUGCUCAGAUUCUUAAAGUAAUAGAAGCUUACUGUACUAGUGCCAAAACACGUCAGACGCUAAAUUCAACAUGGCAAGGCACUGACCUGAUGCAUAAUCACGUCUUGGCUGAUGACGACCAAUCAAGCCUAGAAUCGUUGGGUCGUCGCAGUAGUCUUUCCCGCUUGGAACCUUCCGACCUCUCUGAAGACUCUGAUUAUGACAGUAUAUGGACAACCCAUAGUUACAGAAUGGGGUCUACAUCUCGUAAGAGCUGUUGCUCAUAUAUCUCUCAUCAGAACUAAGGCACUCCUAAACUUUUCUUAACAACUGUUUGUUGCAUUGAUUGUUU
This is a messenger RNA of Polyodon spathula (Mississippi paddlefish), 1184 nucleotides long. Its product is annotated as rho guanine nucleotide exchange factor 7-like. The annotation marks the transcript as partial. The transcript has 9 exons. NCBI's taxonomy places the organism in Eukaryota, Metazoa, Chordata, Actinopteri, Acipenseriformes, Polyodontidae. The record is from RefSeq and is a predicted model, not a curated record.